AUGUCCCUUGUUGAUCUCUCUCUGCUGAGUGGUUUGGAACCUGACACAAAGGAUCUCGAACAGUUGGUGAUAUCUUCAGAUCAGUACAUUCAGCACUAUGAGUACAAGGAAGGAAAAGUUUUGCUCUACUUUGGCGAGCUCACAAGCGGACCAGACCCAGAUUGUGUAUCAUUUGGUGCAAAGCAAAUCAAUCCCAUGGGCUUGGUCCAGCCAGCAAAUGCCAUCCUUUAUGAUUUUUACAACCCUGACAGAAAGUGCAGCGUAUUCUACAGUGCUCCCAAGCACAGCGCCAUGCUUUCAAAGGUGUGCCAUGCCAACGUUUGCCAGUGUGCAGAAGGUCCCUGCCCAAGACAAAGACCAACUUUCAAUAAAGCCAUAACACAAACCACACGCUUCCGUUUUGCCUGCUACCAACCUAUUGCGGAUUAUGUGUACGAGGUGGAGCUCCUCAAUAGUACACAGAAGAAUGUUUUUGAUUACUAUGAGGCCAAAAUCCACAGAAUCCUUAAAGCCACUACUGAUGAAAGCAUCCAGGUCGGUGCCCACCGACAGUUCCUAACACGCUCCAUGUGCAAGUUAAAUAUGGUCACUGGCAAACGGUACCUCCUCAUGGGGAAAGAUGGGCAAACGGUUGAUUGCAACAACAAGAUGCAGUACUUCCUUGAUGCACAAGCCUGGAUAGAGAAAAUUCCAGAAGACAGCGAGUGCCGCACCACCCUGCACCGGCAAGCCUGUGCUCACCUCCAGGACUUCAUGAACACGCCUGACAGCCUGUGCCUCUUCUGAACCAUCGUGCUGCUCCCCACAUC
Molecule: messenger RNA, 809 nt
Organism: Charadrius vociferus (killdeer)
Lineage: Eukaryota; Metazoa; Chordata; Aves; Charadriiformes; Charadriidae
Product: complement C4-like
Exons: 8
Coding region: 1-786 (261 amino acids)
Biological process (GO): complement activation
Cellular component (GO): extracellular region
Molecular function (GO): protein binding
Source: RefSeq, a predicted model, not a curated record